GAAGAUUGGGAAGAAUGGGACGGACGUCAUCCCUUUUGGAUUCACUGUUUGGCGGGGAGUGUUGCCGGAGUCGUGGAACACACCGCCGUGUAUCCGCUCGAUACGGUCCGUACGCACAUUCAAGUUACUACCACCACCGCCGCCACUACCACGGCAACCGCAUCCUCCACCGAGUUCGCCAACACCAACGCGCCUUUGGCCCUGUUCCGACUCUGGCGGGGCGUGCAGACGAUACUCGUGGGAUGCGUGCCAGCCCACGCCCUCUACUUUUCCAGUUACGAAUUCGUCAAGGCCGCCACCAGGGAUGCCGACGGACAGGUCACCACCUGGGGCAGCAGUCUCGCGGGAGCCGCCGCCACAACCUCGCACGAUCUCAUCAUGACACCGCUCGACACGCUCAAACAACGACUCCAACUAGGACACUACGAACGAGGCAUGAUGCAGGGACUCACACACAUACUGGCCACCGAAGGACCCGCCGCACUCGUUCGAUCAUUCCCGAUUACACUCGCCACCAACAUUCCCUACGGAAUGGUCAUGGUUGGUACGCACGAGUACGCCAAGGAACACUUGUUCGCCGAAUUGCCCUCUUCCUGGCAGACCAUUCUGGCCAGUUCCAGUAUUGCCGGAUUCGCUGCCGCCGCCAUUACCACACCUCUCGAUCGCAUUAAAACGGCGCUGCAAACCCAAACACUCGCCCCGGCCUGUCUCUAUUUGCAACAACCGCCACCGGCCGGGUCCACGCCGGGACCCACCACGUGCCCUGCCGCCGUCCGCCCCGUCUACACCACUUGGCGUGAUGCCGCUGGAUACAUUCUUCGUCACGAAGGACCGGCCGGAUUCUUUCGAGGCGUCGCACCACGCAUACUGUCCCACGUACCCGCCGUGGCCAUUUCCUGGACCACGUACGAAACCGCCAAGGCCUAUCUG
Molecule: messenger RNA, 930 nt
Organism: Phaeodactylum tricornutum CCAP 1055/1
Lineage: Eukaryota; Bacillariophyta; Bacillariophyceae; Surirellales; Neidiaceae
Exons: 2
Biological process (GO): iron import into the mitochondrion
Cellular component (GO): mitochondrial membrane
Molecular function (GO): ferrous iron transmembrane transporter activity
Source: RefSeq, a predicted model, not a curated record